CUGAACUGGAGGAGGAGAACUAUCAUCCUCGUAGUGAAUUGCAGACAAAGAGUCUUGAGAAUGCUUCAGAAGAAGAGAUAGCAAAGCUAAAAUCUGAAAUCUCUAGUCUAAAAAGUCAGUUAUAUCAAGCUAAGAAAGAUGUGCGAGAUAAGGAACAAUAUAUCUCUA
Messenger RNA from Funneliformis geosporum, 168 nucleotides. NCBI's taxonomy places the organism in Eukaryota, Fungi, Glomeromycota, Glomeromycetes, Glomerales, Glomeraceae. The record is from the annotation of a GenBank genome assembly.